AUGCCGAAACGUUCCAUCUGCCACAUAUCAGGCUCUUCUUCAGAGUCAAAAGACUCCGAAAAGCGUGUUCGGAUCGACUGUGAUCGCCCUCUUUUAACACCCGUCCGCUUCCUUAUACUUUCUGACACGCAUGGCGCUAAUUUACCGUCAAGUCUUCCUCCGUGCGACGUGCUCUUCCAUUGCGGCGAUUUGACCGAGGACGGGACUCCAGAAAGCAUCUUCGCGGCUAUUCGGAACCUGAGCAAGGUGAAAGCCAAAUUGAGGCUGGUCAUCGCUGGCAACCAUGAUAUCUCCUUAGACAAAGAGUACUGGGUAUCGCAAGGUGGAGCAGAAUCCGAUUCAGAAAUAGUGCAGGCACUAUUCAACCCAGAAUGCGGAGCUAGCAAACAUGGUAUCAUCUUUCUCUCUGAGGGUAUUCAUACUCUCAAUCUACCAUGCGGUGCCGUCUUCAAAAUCUAUGCCUCACCAUACACUCCUGGAUGCGGUACGUCGGCAUUCCAAUACCCGACUGGCAGUGAUCGUUUCAAUCCCCCAGAAACUACUCCGCUGUGGGCGAAAAACGUUGGCACUGAGACCUCGAUUAUCCCAGAGAAUGUUGACAUUGUCAUGACCCAUGGGCCACCAAAGUAUAUUCUAGGUGAGACCGCCGGUGACAGUGCAGGAUGUGAGCAUCUACGAAACGCCAUAGUGCGAGUGAAACCCAGGUUACAUUGUUUCGGGCACAUUCAUCUUCCGCGGGAAGGCUGGACCUACCAAGCACACAGGUUGGCAUAUAAAGACCCACCAAAACCGGACAGUGGUGAACCCGGGUUAAUAGCUACCAUCUUUAAAGAUUGGGUAGGGUCAAAUCAAGCCCGCAAGAAAGGAUUUAGAUGUUUACCUCCCGGCUCUGCAGAAGAUUUCCGUGCGAGCAAACAGCAGACGCUCUGCGUCAAUGCUGCAAUGGAGGGUGAGAAGGGAGAGCUUGAACACCCACCGUGGUUAGUCACCUUAGACUUGCCGGUAAGAAGGUAG
This is a messenger RNA of Bipolaris oryzae ATCC 44560, 1014 nucleotides long. RefSeq lists its product as uncharacterized. The transcript has a single exon. Gene Ontology annotation, molecular function: hydrolase activity. The record is from RefSeq and is a predicted model, not a curated record. Bases 1 to 1014 code for a protein of 337 amino acids. NCBI's taxonomy places the organism in Eukaryota, Fungi, Ascomycota, Dothideomycetes, Pleosporales, Pleosporaceae.